Puntigrus tetrazona (Sumatra barb) is the source of this 3428-nucleotide messenger RNA. Its product is annotated as HHIP-like protein 1. The transcript has 9 exons. Lineage: Eukaryota; Metazoa; Chordata; Actinopteri; Cypriniformes; Cyprinidae. Gene Ontology annotation, cellular component: membrane. Bases 614 to 3055 code for a protein of 813 amino acids. The record is from RefSeq and is a predicted model, not a curated record.
UGAGGUCAUUAGGUGACCGGUGUCCAGUUUGUGUUGGGCGGCAGACAGCAAAACCACUCACUGCUGUUUGGAAAAGAGCCAUAAAAUCAGUCGACAAACCCAAAGAGAGAGAGACAGAGAGAGAGAAAGCAAUGUUGCAUCAUACUGAAAAUGUCAUUUAACUGACUCAAUCUUGACCGCAUGGGAGGCUGAGAAGUUUUGUUGAAAACUCAAUGUAUCUGAAAACUGCCCGAACAAAAGCCGGCGAGUCGAAAGGACGAGCGUUUGAGAGAAAGAGUCUCGGGUUCAAUCGGGGGAGGGAGGCCGUGAGCGUUUGAUGCAGGCCAGCCACAAGAAGAAGGAAUGCGUCUGCCGGAGAAUGAGAGAAAGCGAGGGAACGCAAAGGAGGAGACCGGGUGGAAAGUGGGAGGGAGUAGAGAAGCGUGUGUGUAAAGCAUGCGUGUGUGUGUGUGUGUGCGGCAUGGCUGUUGAAUGAGUGGGCCUUGUGUAGCCUCAUGUCAGAGCAGUGUGUGUCUGAGGGUGCGUUUGCACGUGUUUGCCGGAGACCAGCGGUAUUUCUCAAACCCAGCACAGGCCACCUUUGUACCGAGCUUUCUCCUGAGCGAAGAGAGGGAUGACAGUGCGGAGAGCUCUCUGCUUUCUCUCUCUGGGUUUGGUUCUGGUGGUCCCUCAGCAGGGAGAUGCCCACCCACAGUGCCUGGACUACAAGCCUCCGUUCCAGCCUCCGGAGCCCCUGCUCUUCUGCAAGGAGUACGCCAAAUUUGGAUGCUGUGACUUGGACAGGGAUAACCAAAUCUCCCAGCGCUUCUAUCAGAUCAUGGACUACUUCGAUCACACUGGAUUCAUGGCCUGUGGGAAGUUCAUCCGCAGCAUUCUGUGCCAGGAGUGCUCUCCGUACGCAGCGCAUCUUUACGAUGCGGAAGACGCAAACACCCCGAUGCGACAGCUUCCGGGCCUCUGCGGGAACUACUGCGAGGACUUCUGGCUCCACUGCCGCUACACGCUCAGCCUUCUGAUCAACAACAACGAGACGUACGCUAUCGAAGAAGACCGGAGCAAGUUCUGCAAAUAUCUGGAGCUGAAAGACCCCGAGUACUGCUACCCAAACGUCCUCUCCAACGCCGAGCUCAACGCUAACCUGGGAGACGUGAAGGCCGAUCCGCAGGGAUGCAUUCAGCUGUGUCUGGAAGAAGCGGCCAAUGGGCUUCGCAAUCCGGUGGCGAUGGUGCACGCUAACGACGGCACGCACCGCUUCUUCGUGGCGGAGCAGCUGGGAUACGUGUGGACUUACCUGGCCAACGGUUCUCGGAUCGACCGGCCCUUCCUCAACCUGACCAGGGCGGUGCUGACCUCACCUUGGGCCGGAGACGAGCGAGGGUUUCUCUGCAUCGCCCUGCACCCUCGAUUCACCAAGGUGAAAAAGGCCUACGUUUACUACUCGGUGUCUGUGAAGAAGCAGGAGAAGAUUCGCAUCAGUGAGUUUCUUGUGUCUGAUUCGGAUAUGAAUAUGCUGGAUCACUCGUCAGAGAGGACACUUCUAGAAGUUGAUGAGCCUGCAUCAAACCACAACGGAGGUCAGCUGCUGUUUGGAUUGGAUGGAUAUCUGUACAUCUUCAUAGGAGACGGCGGCAGAGCAGGAGACCCGUUUGGAAAGUUUGGGAAUUCUCAAAACAAGUCCGCUCUUCUAGGCAAGGUCCUGCGAAUCGACGUAGACAACAAUGACUACGGCGCCCCCUACAGCAUCCCACCGGAUAAUCCUUUCGUGGGAGAGACGGAUGCUCGGCCAGAGAUCUACGCCUAUGGUGUGAGGAACAUGUGGAGGUGCUCGGUCGACCGGGGCGACGCGCUCGGCGCUCAGGGACGAGGCAGGAUGCUCUGCGGAGACGUCGGGCAGAAUAAAUACGAGGAGGUGGAUCUCAUCGAAAAAGGAGGGAACUACGGAUGGAGGGCAAAGGAGGGCUUCUCCUGUUAUGACAAGAAACUCUGCAGCAACUCAUCACUCAACGAUAUCCUUCCGAUUUUUGCUUACCCACAUAAAAUCGGAAAGUCGGUCACCGGCGGCUACGUCUACAGAGGCUGCCAGAUGCCCAAUCUCAACGGCCUCUACAUCUUUGGGGAUUUUAUGAGUGGGCGGCUGAUGUCUCUGAAGGAGAACCCCGAGAGCGGAAAGUGGAGCUAUAAGGAGAUCUGCAUGGGCGCCGACAAGACGUGCAGUUUCCCUAAACUGAUAAACAGCUACUACAAGUACAUCAUAUCGUUCGGUGAAGAUGAGGCAGGUGAGCUGUACUUUCUUGCGACCGGAGCGGCCAGCGCCACCGCCAGGGCAGGAGUCGUCUAUAAGAUAGUGGACCCCUCCAGGAGGGCUCCUCCGGGAAAAUGCAACUUCAAGCCCAAUCCGGUCACCGUAAAGGGCAAACUGAUUCAUUUCAGUCCUAAAGAAGAAUACGUAAUAAACAAAAAACCCUCAACGACCGCCAUUCCCAAACCAAAACCCACCAAAGCCAGCGCGACGCCUCGACCGCGAGCACCACAGACCACCGUCCGGCCGUCUACAGCGCAGCCGCUCCGAGCGACCCCGCGGCCCCGACCUCCGUCCCUGACCACCCCCAGACCGGCCUACUGGACCACGCCGGCCAAAACCACCGGCCGCCCGGGCAAACGAGGCCGAGGCAAGCCCAGGAGGAAAGGGGAGAGGAGAGGCCGCCCUCGGGCCGGGACGGCGAGGCUGGUCAGCGCGGACGGACGCAGGGACCGCGGCCGAGUGGAGGUCUUCGCUCGGGGCGAAUGGGGCACGGUGUGCGACGACCUGUUCAACAUACAGGCCGCGGCGGUGGUCUGCAGGCAGAUGGGGUUUCCCGUGGCUCUGAGGGUGGCCAAGAGGGCCGAGCUCGGGCCGGGAGGCGUCGGCGUCCGAAUCCUGCUGGACGACGUGGAGUGCGACGGAAACGAACGAACUCUGCUGCACUGCAAACACCCCAAGCUGGGCAAAAACAACUGCUCUCACGACGAGGACGUAGGGGUGGUCUGUGGCCAUUACGAGCGUGCAGCGGAGUGAGCGAGUGCGUACAGACCAGUGCUGUCAACAUCCAAAAGAACAGCUUUCGCUUGCGUGCUGUGUGUGUAUUCGUUAUGCAUAUGCAAAUGCCAGAAAUAUAUUUAUUGUUAAUAUAAAUGGCACGGAUAUUGAUCACAGACAAAGACUUUUAUUUUGGAUGUAAUUAAUCGCGAUUAGUCAUCUGACGGCACCAAAAAUACAUCUCACAGACAAAAAAAACCCCACUAUAAAAUUAUUAAGAACUGGAAAUAUCCCUAUUUUUUUUUUUCAUGUAGAAAAAUUAAAUAUCAGAGUGGACUUUAUAGUUAACAGGAGGAUUUACAAGAAAAACCCUGUUCACACCAAGAAUGAUAACUAUAUUAUAAAGAAUAUU